Molecule: messenger RNA, 555 nt
Organism: Fusarium vanettenii 77-13-4
Lineage: Eukaryota; Fungi; Ascomycota; Sordariomycetes; Hypocreales; Nectriaceae
Exons: 4
Coding region: 1-555 (184 amino acids)
Source: RefSeq, a predicted model, not a curated record
AUGCCUCUACAGGUGUAUAUUGCUGCGCUCGUCGGCGAGCAUCAGUCGCUACUAUGCCUCUAUAGGUGUAUUGCUGCGCUCGUCGGCGAGCAUCAGUCGCUACUAUGCCUCUACAGGUGUAUUGCUGCGCUCGUCGGCGAGCAUCAGUCGCUACUAUGCCUCUACAGGUGUAUUGCUGCGCUCGUCGGCGAGCAUCAGUCGCUACUAUGCCUUUAUAGGUAUAUUGCUGCGCUCGUCGGCGAGCAUCAGUCGCUACUAUGCCUCUACAGGUGUAUUGCUGCGCUCGUCGGCGAGCAUCAGUCGCUACUAUGCCUCUACAGGUGUAUUGCUGCGCUCGUCGGCGAGCAUCAGUCGCUACUAUGCCUCUACAGGUGUAUUGCUGCGCUCGUCGGCGAGCAUCAGUCGCUACUAUGCCUCUAUAGGUGUAUUGCUGCGCUCGUCGGCGAGCAUCAGUCGCUACUAUGCCUCUACAGGUGUAUUGCUGCGCUCGUCGGCGAGCAUCAGUCGCUACUAUGCCUCUAUAGCUAUUUUGCCCUAGGGGUUUCUUCUAGCUAA